AUGACGCAGCCGGAUCAAUCACGGCUGGGCAUCACACCGAUGCAAACAAAGAAGAUGACCGGCAAAGAGGCGAAGGCGGAGCAAGAAGCCGCAAAGGCGCGCAAUCAAGCUUUGAUCAAUAACUUGACACAGGAGCAGCGCGAGGCCAUGAACCAGACAUUCAAGCGCUACAAUGAUGAUGACGGAUCAUUACUGGGGAUCGACAUUCAAGUCCCCAGAGAAGAGGGCAUUCAGUGGAGCGAUGACGCUGAUGUCGAGGCGAUGAGAUUGGCGCUCUAUCAAGCGCAAGGAAGCGUGCGCAGCGCAAAAGACGAGCGCACGUGGAAAGAGCGUCGCCAAGCUCAGCACAACGCGUGGAAGCCCCGCAUGGCUGCGUUAAAGACUAUGUAUUUGAAGUGGAAGUACAAGUGGCAGGGGAAGGAGGACUCAGAUGGCGCCGAGGACGGGCCCCGAUCAGCGUCCGAGAUUCCCGCUUCCGAGCCGAUCCGUGCGACCGAGAAGCCCUCCGAUCAAUCUUCCCCUACCCUGCAGCCGCAGCCGAGUGCUUCUCCGCUCCUGUCGGGCUCAGACGUUCAGGUCCGCAAGGUGGCGUGCAUAGACCUGAAUACCCUCCAAGUACAAGUGGACUAUGAGGUGGCGAGCGACCAGUUUCCUUGCGAGGCGCUCGCCGCGCGCGGCUAUCUCGCCACAACGCCUUCACAGCCGGAGCUCGCCAUGUCAUUUGACACAUUGGAGCUAUUCCGGACCAUCAAGCUAUUCAAACCAUCCUUUAGCACGGAGGCGUUCGCAAAGAUGGCGUGUUACAAAUAUGAGAUGGGCUACCGCCGGCAUUAUCGCACAGCGCUGGGGGACGCUUACGACAUUUACAUUGAGAUUCUCGAGGACGUCCAGCGUGACGUCAUGUCGGCGCUCGGUUGGGAUACGCUGGACUGGCGCGCGAUCCACGGCUGUCCGCCAUGCGGCUAUGAACUCGAGGACGAGGAACCCACGGAGUGGGACAAGAAGCUGGGCAUGGAUGGUGGCAAUUCCCUCAAGAGGCUCGCACGCAGCACGCAAGAUGUUGCGGACACGCGUGAAUUCAAGAACGACCUUAUUCUCCCUCGCCCCUUUGUCGAUCAGCACGCCAAUGAGGUUCUGAAGCGCCAAGAUGAGAUCCUAAAGAUACCGAGGGCGAUCCCACGGAUGGUGCCGACGGCGAACCCCUCACCAUGCGCGACAAAUUGGAAGGCUGCUGAGGCCGAGGUGAAGAAGCACGCUUACGGCGCCUUCGAGGAGACUGGAAUCUUCGCGUCGUGCUGCAGGCACGGGAAGAUGCUGUGGAUUGCGGACAUGGUCAGGAGCGGGGAAAAAGCUAAAUAUGGCCUUUCUAUCGUCAACAAGAUCAACCAGUGCCUCCCAGGCCGAAAGCUCUCUUCUCCAUCACCCCAACAUCAUCAAGGCGCCGGCAUUGAAGAUCUGGAGAUGCUCGAGCGCGUGUUCAGCGGAUCAAACUCGCUCGCAUCAAUUGUUCGCUACGCUAGUGGCUACCGCCGCCACCUGCUGAUCGUGCAGUACUUCCGCCAGUGGGACUACGACAAGUACACAAAUCUGGGGCGCUUCCUCUUCAACAAUUUCGUCCAAGCGCUCCGACUCGUGGAUGCAGGCGAACUCAAUCUCGACCUGCUUCUCCCCCGCAUCAAUGUCACGCGCAACGACCUCGCAAACCUUGCUGCCGAGGAGUCCGCCUACUUCUCUACCCUCCGCGAUGAGCCGGGGUUGGACCAGAGCUCCGUGGAGUACGUCGAGAAGCUCGAGUACCUUCGUUCCUUGGAGUAA
This is a messenger RNA of Epithele typhae, 1815 nucleotides long. RefSeq lists its product as uncharacterized. The transcript has 8 exons. The record is from RefSeq and is a predicted model, not a curated record. Bases 1 to 1815 code for a protein of 604 amino acids. NCBI's taxonomy places the organism in Eukaryota, Fungi, Basidiomycota, Agaricomycetes, Polyporales, Epitheliaceae.